Messenger RNA from Mugil cephalus (flathead mullet), 1578 nucleotides. It is a transcript of the gene acat2, whose product is annotated as acetyl-CoA acetyltransferase 2. Gene Ontology annotation, molecular function: acetyl-CoA C-acetyltransferase activity. Lineage: Eukaryota; Metazoa; Chordata; Actinopteri; Mugiliformes; Mugilidae. Gene Ontology annotation, biological process: fatty acid beta-oxidation. The record is from RefSeq and is a predicted model, not a curated record. Bases 118 to 1305 code for a protein of 395 amino acids. The transcript has 9 exons.
GUAAACAUUUCAUUCAGUUCAGUCAUCGACACAGUGUCAACAGAGCACAGUACAGUGUGGACACACCGGGGCACACAGGGACAGAGGACUCCAGCUCCAGAACAACCAUCUAUCAAAAUGAACUCCGAACCCGUCGUCAUCGUCUCUGCUGCACGGACACCAAUUGGGUCCCUGGGUGGUGCACUGUCCACGGUGCCUCUGCAUGACCUGGGUUCGGUGGUGAUCAAGGACGUCCUGAAGCGGGCUGCCGUGAAGCCAGAAGACGUAUCUGAGGUCAUAAUGGGACACGUCCUAACAGCAGGUAACGGGCAAAAUCCGGCACGCCAGGCCAGCGUUGGAGCAGGUAUCCCCUAUCCUGUCCCGGCAUGGAGCUGCCAGAUGGUGUGUGGCUCUGGACUGAAAGCUGUGUGUCUGGGAGCUCAGUCCGUCCAGCUUGGAGAAGCCUCUGUGGUGGUGGCGGGAGGCAUGGAGAGCAUGAGCAGGGCUCCUCACACAGUACAAAUGAGGGCGGGGUUGAAGAUGGGCGACGCCUCCCUGCAGGACUCCAUGGUGGCCGACGGCCUCACAGACGCCUUCCACGGCUACCACAUGGGAAUCACAGCUGAGAACGUGGCGAAGCAGUGGAGCGUCACUCGGCAGGAGCAGGACCACUUCGCCGUCCAGUCUCAGAACAAAACGGAGGCCGCGCAGAAGGCAGGACAUUUUGAUCGGGAGAUUGUACCCGUCAUGGUGCCGUCCAGAAAAGGUCCAGUGGAAGUGAAGGUUGAUGAGUUUCCUCGACACGGCAGCAGCAUGGACGCCAUGUCCAAGCUGAGACCCUGCUUCAUUAAAGACAACAGCGGCACCGUCACCGCUGGAAACGCUUCAGGUAUAAAUGACGGAGCAGCAGCCACUGUUCUAAUGAGCCAAUCAGAGGCUGUGAAGCGAGGUUUAAAACCCAUGGCCAGAAUCGUGUCGUGGGCUCAAGCCGGCCUUGACCCGUCCAUCAUGGGAACUGGGCCGAUACCAGCCAUCAAGAAAGCGGUUGAGAAAGCCGGCUGGCAGCUGGACCAGGUUGAUUUAUUUGAGAUCAAUGAAGCAUUUGCUGCGCAGUCGAUUGCUGUGGUCAAAGAGCUGGGCCUAAACGUAGACAAGGUGAAUGUGUGCGGCGGUGCCAUUUCUCUGGGACAUCCCAUUGGUAUGUCUGGCUGCAGAGUGCUGGUGACUCUGCUACAUGCCCUCCAGAGGACUGGAGGACAUAAGGGAGUGGCGUCCCUCUGCAUCGGAGGAGGGAUGGGUAUCGCCAUGUGUGUGGAGAGGGACUGAGAUGCGUGUCUAAAUGCUGCUUAAGGGUUUGCACUUAAUCUUAUAUUGAGGGAUAAUUUAUCUUACUGUUUACACUGCAGGGUAAAAGCUUAAGUUUACCCGUUUUCUUCCAGUCACUGUACUUGAGGCAACGUGAGGUUAUUGUGCGAUCUUAUCCAGCGAUGGCUAACUAUUCUCACUGUGAAAUGAAACCUUCCUCAGGUUUUACCGUGUAUGUUUAUGACUUAAUGUUGGAUCUUAAGUGUCUUGUCAGUAUAAAUAUGAUAUAAAAGG